Aphis gossypii (cotton aphid) is the source of this 735-nucleotide messenger RNA. RefSeq names its product protein C19orf12 homolog. The coding region runs from base 167 to 598 and encodes 143 amino acids. Lineage: Eukaryota; Metazoa; Arthropoda; Insecta; Hemiptera; Aphididae. The transcript is spliced from 2 exons. The record is from RefSeq and is a predicted model, not a curated record.
UAAUAUUAACCAAUAUUGUUUUUUAGUUUGUCUAUGACGAAUAUAAUAUUUUAUAUUUUUCAUGUAAAAUAAAUCAGACAUAUAUAUUUUUAAUCAGUUUAAUCUUUAUGUAUAUGGAUUUAAAUUUUCAUAGGUAAUUUUAAUUAUAAAUAAUCAAAAAAAAAAAAUGUCAUCGAUUGCACCUCAAAGUGUGGUAAAAUCACUAGAAGUUGUUGGUGAAAUCUUUAAGGAAGAAAAUAUAAAAAUCUCUGUAAAAGAAUCAGUUAAAGGUGGUCUUAUAACAGGCAUUGCAGCUCUUGUUGGCGGAUUACUUGGUGGCAAGAGUGGUUUAAUUGCAGGUGGAGUAAUGGGUACUGUAGCUGCUUGUUCAAUGACUCAAGAUUUUAAGUCUCUUCUACAAAUUAUACACGAAAUGGACUAUGCAAAACAAAAAAAAUUGUUUGAUACUAUACAAAGUGUAAUAUCAUCAAUUGAUAUAAGUGAUGUAGUUAAAUUGAUGGUUUUAUUAAGCACAAGUCAUUCAAUUAAACAAGUUGUCAUUCAUGAAACUAUAAAUUUUUUACGCAAUGAAAUGAGUCUCGAAAUAUGUCGUAGUUAAUAAAAAUUAUUUUAUUGUUAAGCAUUAAAUAUAAAUAUAAAGUAUGUUCAGUAAUCUGUUUAUAAUGUAAAAUUAAUGAAAUUGUAUAAUAAAUCGCACAAUUAAAUAUUUAAAUAAAUCACCAUUGAACAGUUUUA